Messenger RNA from Adineta ricciae, 630 nucleotides. Lineage: Eukaryota; Metazoa; Rotifera; Eurotatoria; Adinetida; Adinetidae. The record is from the annotation of a GenBank genome assembly.
AUGACCACCAAAUUCCGUGCACCUGAAUUUAUUCUACUAAGUAUCUCGGUAAUUUCUGCAGGUAUCGCUGUUACAUUAGCGAGUGUAGGUGUGGGUUCAGCUAAUUGGCAAACAACAACGACGACGGAUGUCAACGGACGAAUCUAUACAAGUAAUAUCGCAAAUUUCUUUUAUGCUUGUCGUUUGAAUCAAGCAGGUAAUACUCAAUGCGGACAGCGAAGUAGCGAUGAUAAUAAUAUACAAUAUUAUACGAUUAAUGCAACAGGAAACACGGAUAUAUGGAAUUUCCAUUUGAGUUUUGCUUCUGCUUUGACUAUUAUUGGUAUUGUAUUUAUUUUUAUUGGAGGUGUUGCCAGUUUAUUAAUGAUCUUGGGUGAUCGCAUGCCGUGGAUGUUUUUCGUCGCACCGAUGUUUCUUUUUCUCGCUUGUCUUUUCAUGCUUGCAGGUCUGGCUGAAGGUUCACGUGUGUUGAAGUUUAACGAUUAUGCAGCGUAUUUAUAUGAAACAGGACAUGUGAUAACGAUAUUUAGUUGUAUGACAAGUGCUUUUUUAGGUGGCCGUCUGUUUGAUCCGCCUGUGGAAAGUAAAAGCUCGAAGAAAUUAAAAAAACCGAAAGCAUCGUAUCGAUAA